This is a messenger RNA of Rhagoletis zephyria (snowberry fruit fly), 775 nucleotides long. Its product is annotated as tetratricopeptide repeat protein 36 homolog. The record is from RefSeq and is a predicted model, not a curated record. NCBI's taxonomy places the organism in Eukaryota, Metazoa, Arthropoda, Insecta, Diptera, Tephritidae. Gene Ontology annotation, molecular function: protein binding.
GCGAAAGUACAAAUCAGCUAAACAUAUUUCAGUUAGUAUCUCUCUACAGAAAACAGGCGUCCCAUAAAAAAUGCCACAAAAUCUUACGCGCGAUUGCCUGAGCGUCCACGACCAGCAAGUGCUUGAUUCCAUUUUCAAUCCACUGGCUAUGACAUCGAGCGUGGUGCAGGCAAUAGAACCAGAGGCGAAUGCUGAGCUGCUGGAUAUCGAAGAGAACAGCGCCGAAGUGCAGCAGUCGAGGGCGCUCGAAAUAAGUGCUAUCAAGUUGGCAGAGGAGGGCCAGCUUUCGAAGGCGUUGCAGACAUUUGAGCAGGCGUUGAAUGUGGCUCCAACACGUGCCUCUAUUUAUAAUAAUCGCGCGCAGGCUCUACGACUCGCCGGUCGAGAUGAGGACGCUCUAGCGGAUCUCAACAAAGCAAUUGAACUAUGCAUCAAGACACCGCGCACAAAAUGCACUGCUCUGUGUCAGCGCGGUGUCCUUUACCGCAAGCAGAGCAAUUUAGAUGCGGCUCGCAAAGAUUUCGAAGAGGCAGCACAGUUGGGCAGCAGUUUUGCCAAAACACAGCUGGUUGAGAUCAAUCCGUUUGCGGCACUUUGCAAUCAAAUGUUACGCCAGGCAUUCGAUCAAUUGAAGUAGAAUUUAUUGCCAUACGGAAUUUAGAAUAACAAUGCACACAUACACCGCCUGAGAGUGGAUGCAGAGGAGCGAAAUGAAGACAUUAACUAUUUUAAUUACGUAAUACGAGUGUUUAAAUAGAAGCGAAUCAAAAGUCCU